AUGCCCACUGCAGAUGAUGACCUUGUCGCGGGGGAACCCCCAUCCUCGAUCAACCCGUAUGAAGUCUUGGGAGUGGAAGAAAAAGCAACCGCAGACCAGAUCAAAUCUGCCUACAGAAAGCAAGCCUUGAGACACCAUCCAGACAAGGCUUCUCCCGAAUCCAAAGAUGAGGCCAAUAAGAAGUUCCAGGAAAUUGCUUUUGCAUACGCCAUCCUUUCCGAUGAGCGACGGCGAAGACGUUAUGACACGACCGGCAACACGUCCGAAUCCCUGGACCUCGAAGAUGAUGACUUCGAUUGGGUGGAUUUCUACCGCGAACAGUUCUCUAGCAUGGUUGACGGGAAGGCUAUCGAGAAGAUAAAAGCCGAAUACCAGGGUUCCGAAGAGGAGGAGAGAGAUCUACUCGAGGCUUAUGAAACUUACGAGGGAGAUUUAGAUAAAGUGUAUGAGGAGGUCAUGCUGAGUAAUGUAUUGGAUGACGAUGAGCGAUUUCGGAAGAUUAUCAAGAAGGCGAUUCGGAAGGGAGAGGUUACUGAUUGGCCGGCAUUCUCGAAAGAAAGCGCCAAAAAGAGAUCUCAGAGAGUCAAAGCGGCGGAGAAGGAAGCCGGGGAAGCCAUGGAACUUGCGAAGGAAUUGGGCGUUGAGGGCAAGCUCUUCGGGAAGAAAAAGGGCAAGGGUGAUAAUGACGAAAAGUCAUUGAUGGCAUUGAUCCAACAGCGCCAAAAAAGCAGAGCUUCAAACUUUCUGGCAGAUCUUGAGGCAAAAUACGUGGCUCCAUCGAAAGGUGGGAAGGGUAAGAAGAGAAGGACGGAGGACGCUGAACCGCCGGAAGAAGCGUUUCAAAGGAACAGGCCUCGGACGACGAAAAAGCAAAAGGCAUAUUAG
Molecule: messenger RNA, 885 nt
Organism: Coccidioides posadasii C735 delta SOWgp
Lineage: Eukaryota; Fungi; Ascomycota; Eurotiomycetes; Onygenales; Onygenaceae
Cellular component (GO): cytoplasm; nucleus
Molecular function (GO): heat shock protein binding
Source: RefSeq, a predicted model, not a curated record